CGCUGCCGGGGAACCCGCCUGCUUGGGCCAGCUGGGCGCUUUGCCUGGUGGCGGGGCGAAUCGCCGAAGGAUGCCUAUUUUGCACCUGCACUCCAUGCUCGAGCUGCUGCCUUUCCUGCUCCUCUUGCUGCUGGUCUUGGCUGUGGGCUUCUUCCUGAUUUACCUCCAGCCACCCGACCCAGAAACCAAAAAGAAUUAAUGAGGGCGGAUUGGGGUGGGACUGGGGGUGGGUGGGUUGCGAUUCUCUCCCAGCUAAAGAUGCGGGUGCUCCGGUCCUGAGAGAGGGGGAAGGCGAAGACCCCAAAGCAGGUAUGAAACAGGACUUUUCAGUUCACAAAGAAGGGCAGACUGUAUGAAUUAGUUGCUCCGAUGAGUAGACACUUUUUGACACUGUCUAUUGCUUUCCUGACCUAGCACCACUGAAACAGAGCAAGAGAUGGGAGACACAGGCAAAGAAGAGUAUAAAAUACAUUCAUUUGAUGUAGAGAUUCAGCAGUUACUGAAAACAGCCCUCAAAGACCCCAGCAGUGUGGACCUGGAGAAAGUGGCCAAUGUAAUUGUGGACCAGUCCCUCAAAGACUGUGUAUUCAGCAAAGAGGCUGGGCGUAUCUGCUACACCAUCAUUCAGGCAGAAAGCAAGCAGGUUGGCCAGAGUGCCUUCCGGCGAAGCCUCCUCAACAGACUGCAGCAGGAAUACAAGGACCGGGACGAAUUGCGAGCCCGCUCCCUCCAGGCCUGGAUCUGCUAUGUCACCUUUAUCUGUAACAUCUUUGAUUACCUGAGGGUAAACAACAUGCCCAUGAUGGCAUUGGUGAACCCAGUGUAUGACUGUCUGUUCCGGCUGGCGCAGCCUGAUAGCUUGCAGAAGGAGGAAGAGGUGGACUGCCUGGUGCUACAGCUGCACCGUAUUGGGGAGCAGCUUGAGAAGAUGAACUCUCAGAGGAUGGACGAGCUCUUUUCCCUCCUAAGAGACGGCUUCCUUCUGCAGGAGGGACUCAGCUCCCUUUCCCAGCUGCUGCUGCUGGAGAUCAUUGAAUUCCGGGCCGCUGACUGGAAGAUGACGGAAGCAGCCCAGAAAUACUAUUACAGCGAGGUCACAGACUGAGCGGGCAAUUGCUGCCCCCUGCUCUUGCUACCCAAAGGCAGGGCUUGAAUUGUCACUCUUGACAUCCUUUCACCAGCAGAUUUUAAACAAACGCUGCAAUUAUUUGAUUAACUUUUUUUCCCUAGCACUUUUUGUAAAUAGGAUGUAUAACGCACUCACUUAGAGCCAAAACACACGUUAAGAAAUACCUAGGUUCAGCACGUGU
Molecule: messenger RNA, 1310 nt
Organism: Eublepharis macularius
Lineage: Eukaryota; Metazoa; Chordata; Lepidosauria; Squamata; Eublepharidae
Gene: MIF4GD
Product: MIF4G domain containing
Exons: 7
Coding region: 437-1105 (222 amino acids)
Biological process (GO): regulation of translational initiation
Cellular component (GO): cytosol
Molecular function (GO): protein binding; RNA binding; translation activator activity
Source: RefSeq, a predicted model, not a curated record